Molecule: messenger RNA, 3343 nt
Organism: Danio rerio (zebrafish)
Lineage: Eukaryota; Metazoa; Chordata; Actinopteri; Cypriniformes; Danionidae
Gene: dusp7
Product: dual specificity phosphatase 7
Cellular component (GO): cytoplasm
Molecular function (GO): hydrolase activity; phosphoprotein phosphatase activity; MAP kinase tyrosine/serine/threonine phosphatase activity
Source: RefSeq, marked validated
GUCGGAAGAAGAGCAGCGAGCGGACGGACGGAGACAUGCCCAGCACUCGACGAUCCUCCACCGCCGCGACUGCUCCAGCGCCUCCUGCCCUCUCCUGAGCAUACCCGACCGGCCACCGGUGGCCGCCGAGCACACAUGGAUUUCCCCGCGGAGGAUCUGCUUCUUGUGCUCAGCGCGUGAUCGCCCGUUCCCCCCGGCAGCCUCGGCCCGACUCCCCCAUGAAAAACACUCUCUGGAGCGGCGUGAAGAUGUCGAGCAAAAGCGCGGAAUGGCUGCAGGAGGAUCUGCAGGCCGGCGGAGGCUCGCUGCUGCUGCUCGACUGCCGCCCGCACGAGCUCUUCGAGUCCUCGCACAUCGAGUCCGCUAUCAACCUGGCCAUCCCUGGGCUCAUGCUGCGCAGACUGAAGAAGGGCAACCUGCCCAUCCGCUCCAUCAUCCCGAACAACGAGGACAAGGAGAAGUUCGUCAAACGCUGCAAGACGGACACGGUGCUGCUGUACGACGAGGCGACGGCGGCCUGGCCGGAGAGCGGCUCCGCGGGCUCGGUGCUCGGCCUGCUCAUGCAGAAGCUGCGGGAUGACGGAUGCAAAGCCUUCUACCUGGAAGGAGGAUUUAACAAGUUCCAGACUGAAUACCCAGAACACUGCGAGACCAACCUGGACUGCUCCUGUCCCAGCAGCUCUCCACCCUCGUCUGUUCUGGGUCUUGGUGGACUGCGUAUUAGUUCGGAUUGUUCUGAUGGAGAAUCGGACCGGGAGCCUGGCAGUGCCACGGAGUCCGAGGGCAGUCCGUUACCCAACAACCAACCAGCAUUCCCAGUCCAGAUCCUACCGUAUCUUUACCUGGGCUGUGCCAAAGACUCUACCAACCUGGACGUUUUGGGCAAGUACAACAUCAAGUACAUCCUGAACGUCACUCCCAACCUGCCCAACAUGUUCGAACACGACGGGGAAUUCAAGUACAAGCAGAUUCCCAUCUCUGAUCACUGGAGCCAAAACCUAUCUCAGUUUUUCCCUGAAGCCAUUUCUUUCAUAGAUGAAGCUCGUUCCCAAAAGUGUGGCAUCCUGGUGCACUGCCUGGCCGGCAUCAGCCGCUCGGUGACGGUUACGGUGGCGUACCUGAUGCAGAAGCUCAACCUGUCGCUCAACGACGCCUACGAUUUCGUCAAGCGCAAGAAGUCCAACAUCUCACCCAACUUUAACUUCAUGGGGCAGCUGCUGGACUUCGAGCGGACACUCGGCCUCAACAGCCCCUGCGACAACCGCUCGCCCAGCGACCAGCUGUUCUUCACCACACCCACCAAUCACAACAUGUUCCAGCUGGACUCUCUGGAGUCCACAUGAGGGCCGCCGGGCGCCGGCGAAUGUUAUUGUCCUGCUAACGCAGGAGCGAUCGGUCCACGGCGCAGCACACGGCCCUCAGGAGCCCGGCAGCUACUGCGGAGGAUUUUACUGCAGCUUCUCUUGCCUUCAUGAAACAGACUGUUCUGGAGUUUCUCUGACACACACACACACACACACACAGCAGAAGAAACGUCAGACUUUUGCACAGCGUCGAGAAGAGCGAGCAGAGCGUCUCCAAGGGUGCCAAUGCGGGAUUUUGUAAUAUUUGGGAGCAGAAGCCACAGCGUCUGGCUCUUUGUAUAUUUGCUGAUGAUGUCCAAAGUAAGUGACGGUGUGUUGGAGCACCGACUGACACAAACAUUGUGAUUCUCCCCUCUUUAUUUUCUCUAGCGCGUGUGCGUGCGCGUUUGCAAUGACCUAAUGCGUUUUGCACAGUGGUGAAGCCUUUCACUUCUUGGCACUUAAAGCGGUUCUCUGACACACACACACACACACACACACACACACACACACACACACACACACACACACACAGAAGGAGACAUUGAGCGGAUUUGCUAGGCUGAGAUGAGCCGCGCAGCUGCGACACACACACACACACACACACGCACUUAAAACGCUCAUUGUUCCUUAACUGCAAGCGACAGAUCCACGUUUGUGUCCCGGCGUGUUGCUCCGGGUUCACCUCUUGGCCUUCUCUGGUGAUUUACAGUAUGAAUAUAUUGUAUUAAUUUCUACAUAAGAGUAUAUAUGUAUGGGCUCUGUGUUUGGGCAUGCGAUCUUCUCCAGGCGGGGCACGUCACCGAAUGUUGAGGACUGUUUUUUUAACUACUCCUGCCGCUCGGCGCGGGCGGGCGGCGGGUCAGCAGUGUGUAGCGAAGGCGUUCCUGACGGGAGCGAGCGACUGGACACCGGAGCGGACGAGUGCGCGAGUUAACAGGGUUGCUUUAAGCUGGCCUUAUAUAACCUUUUUAAUUCUUUCCUACUCUUGACUGUUCAAUACUCUUUAUAUCUGACUUUAGAAAUCGUCAAUUGUAUUACGACGUUUGUUUCUUUCUUUGUUGAUUUUUACAGAACCGAGAUGUAGUAAUAAUAGACGACUAAUGGUCUUUAACGGGUCAGUUGUGUUUGUUACUCUGCAAUAUACUCCGCAGCCCUCUGCAGUAUUUUCUAGAAACGGCCUCGGGUUUUUGACUCCUCCUACUUUUGAUACUAGGCGUCCACAGAAGCCGCGGCAGCUCUUGGUUAGCCGGCCGGGGUGAAGCGCGUCUGGGUGCGUUUCCAUCCAUUCCCUGCAGAAUAAAUGUGCUAUAUAUACUGACUCCUGUGGCCUUUUCUCAUAUAUCUCUCUCUAUAUAUACAAUAUUCAUCUUGUGCAGAUAUGCAACAGCGUCGUCCCCUUAAUAUAUGGUUGCGGAUGGCGAUUUGUCACCCAAUAAUAACAGCGCGACGCUCCAAGCACCCCGGCGAUAACCUGGUUAACUCCAGCAUCUUUAUUUGGUCUUGAUUUCAGGCCGCUUCUCGUGGAGGAAUGUCUGCAUCAGUAACCGAUGGGAAAGAGAGACCUCCUGGUUUAAUUCUCUCUGUUGUAUAUUUGCCAGAACAGUGGACAUUUCUUGUAGCUACACAGCGGUUCUGCAGUUUAAUAACAGUAAGAGCGACACGCAGACGAGCGAAUAAGGAAAUGUGCAUCUUACCUCACCGAGGAAUUUUUCAGGGAUUUUUAUUUGACAAUGCGUCGGCAUCGUGUUACAGCUUCAUGUCUAAAGCUGUUUUAUAUGUGAUGUAAACAUUUUUUAUUAUUAUUACAGGAAAGAUACAAUCUCUAUAUAUAUAUAUAUAUAUGUGUGUGUGUAUAAUACUGGGCGUGGCAACCGGGCAGUUCAACUCUCUGGUUUAUGAAGGAUAUUAAAUUGUCCCUAUGUAUUGUACAGUAUAUGAAAACCAAUACGAGACUUGUUUGUACUGCAAAUAAAUAUGGAAUUAUUUUUUUGGUUAUA